This is a messenger RNA of Solenopsis invicta (red fire ant), 961 nucleotides long. It is a transcript of the gene ND-23, whose product is annotated as NADH-ubiquinone oxidoreductase subunit 8. Gene Ontology annotation, biological process: mitochondrial respiratory chain complex I assembly; mitochondrial electron transport, NADH to ubiquinone. The record is from RefSeq and is a predicted model, not a curated record. The transcript is spliced from 4 exons. Gene Ontology annotation, molecular function: NADH dehydrogenase activity; 4 iron, 4 sulfur cluster binding. NCBI's taxonomy places the organism in Eukaryota, Metazoa, Arthropoda, Insecta, Hymenoptera, Formicidae. Bases 191 to 817 code for a protein of 208 amino acids. Gene Ontology annotation, cellular component: membrane.
CGUGACAUUAGCGACAUCUGUAGCGUUACAUCAUGGCAUUAAUGGAGUCUGUAUGCCUGUUGGAUUGAAUGCCUGUUUGAUCCUCCAGAGGAUCUUCCUCUGUUUUGAGAAGAAAGAGGUUUUGUUUAGAAGCUAGCGUGAAUGUAGAUUUUAAACUUUGUAGAUUUAAAAGAAAGAUUAAAGUGUGGUAAUGAUGAGUCCCUUGCAAAUAAUUGCGCAAACCAGAAAAUUUGCUCCAAAAUUUCUUAGGAUUAUUCCAAAUGGAGUAAAUAUAUGUUUGAGUCGAAAUAAAUAUUACUAUGUAAGAGAGGACAAAGAUAAAACCUGGACAGAUAUUAUGGAAGCUGCUACUACGCAUAUGUUUGUUCUUGAACUUAUUCGAGGAUUUGGAAUUGUUUUGUCUCAGGUAUUUCGAGAACCAGCGACGAUAAAUUAUCCUUUUGAAAAAGGACCUUUGAGUCCUCGGUUUAGGGGAGAACACGCAUUAAGAAGGUAUCCUUCUGGAGAAGAAAGAUGCAUCGCUUGUAAAUUAUGUGAAGCUAUAUGUCCUGCACAAGCUAUUACAAUUGAGGCAGAAGAAAGAGCAGAUGGAUCUCGACGAACUACAAGAUACGACAUUGAUAUGUCUAAAUGUAUCUAUUGUGGUUUUUGCCAGGAAGCUUGUCCAGUAGACGCUAUUGUUGAGGGUCCCAACUUUGAAUUUUCAACUGAAACUCAUGAGGAAAUGCUGUACAACAAGGAAAAACUUUUAAAUAAUGGAGAUAAGUGGGAAUCUGAAAUUGCUAGUAAUAUCCAUGCGGAUCAUUUGUAUCGUUAAACAGUGUAUAGCAAUACGUAACGUAGUCAUAAUGAUCGAAUCAAGUGUGGAAUCGAAUACUGAAAAAAAUUCUUUUCCUGCUAUUAAACAUAUUGUAAUAUAUGAACUGUUUAAAUAGAUGAAAUAAACAAAUAUGUAAUUAGA